AUGGACCUUUCUUUAUGUAGACUGAUGGAUUAUGAUAACUCUAGAAGACACAAUCAAAGUACUUCCAAAAAGAGGACUCGUUUCAAUUCUGAUGAUGGAAAGAGGAAACGGCUAAACUACAGGCAGGAUGGCGGACAUAUGUCCUCUCAGCCAAUAGAAACCGUUUACAGGAUAUUGUGCCCAGGAAAAAAGAUCGGCGGUGUCUUGGGGAGAGGUGGUCAUGUUGUUAAGGCCCUUAGAGAGGAGACUAAAGCAAAGAUAAGGGUUGCUGAUUCUAUUCCUGGUGCAGACGAGAGAGUAAUUAUUAUAUUUGAUUACCAAAAUAACUCCGACCAAGCUAUUCAAAAUAUUUCUAAUGUUGAUGGCUCAGAGAACAUGAAGCCCCGUUGUUUUGCUCAAGAUGCGUUGUUGAAGAUACAUGAUAAGAUUGCUGCUGAUGAAGAUUCCAACGAUGGAGUUUCCUAUGAGAAUUCUGAAACUGCUGGUGAUGUGACUGCUCGAAUUUUGGUUCCAGGCAAUCAAGUUGGCUGCCUGCUGGGAAAAGGUGGCUCUAUUAUACAACAAUUGCGAAAUGAUACUGGUGCAGGGAUCCGUGUCUUACCAUCGGAAAACCUUCCUCAGUGUGCACUUAAGAGUGAUGAAUUGGUGCAGAUAUCUGGUGCACCUUCUCUUGUAAGAAAAGCUCUCUACGAGAUAUCUACUCGUCUCCAUCGGCAUCCUCGUAAAGAAAAUCCAUCUCUUGAAGAAAUUAUAGAUGCAAGCACACAAAGGAAGCGCGAGUCCCCACCACCGCUACCACAUGAAAAUCACAUGUUACCACACCUGCAUGUGGAUCAUCCACCACCAAUGUCCUUGCUUGAUCCAUAUAGAAACGGACCAUUGCAAUAUCCUGUUCCUGAACCAGAAGAGUUUUCUAUUAAAAUUCUGUGCCCUUCUGAGCUUAUUGGACCUGUUAUUGGCAGAAGUGGGGCAAAUGUUCGGCAGGUAGAGCAGCAGACUGGUGCUCGCAUUAUGGUUCAGGAGUUGCCCAAAGAUGCUUCUGGAGAAAGGUUGAUUGUUAUUUCAUCCAAGGAGAUUCCGGCUGAUCCAGUAUCCCCAACAAUCGAGGCACUUAUUUUGCUCCAUAGUAAAGUAAGUGAGAGCAAAGUAAGUGAACCUUCAGUAAGUGCACCUUCAGAAAGUGCACCUUCUGAGGAGCACAACUUGGUUACAAGACUUGUUGUACCAUCAAGAAAAGUUGGUUGUAUUAUUGGGGAAGGUGGGAAGGUAAUUACUGAAAUGAGAAGGCGUAUUGGGGCUGAAAUCCGAGUUUAUUCGAAAGCAGAUAAACCAAAGUACUUAUCUUUUCACGAUGAGCUUGUGCAGGUUUCUGGGUCUCCAGAUAUUGCAAGAAAAGCCAUCACAGAGAUUGCUUCGAGGCUUAGAGAUAGAAUCCUCAGAGAUGGAAUUUCCUCUUUUGAUGGUCCUCCUGCUGAUAUAUUUCCUAGCAGGGAAUUCACACUGUACGGAAGACCUGCUAAUCCACCAUAUGGAAGGCUUGCCAAUGAUGCCCCUUAUGGAAGGCCUGCCAAUGAUACCCCUUAUGGAAGGCCUGCCAAUGAUACCCCUUAUGGAAGGCCUGCUAAUGAUUCCCCGUAUCAAAGGCGGCUUGCCAUUGAUCAACCAUAUGGGCUUGCCAGUGAUUCACUAUAUGGAAGACCUGCCAAUGAUCCGCUAUAUGGGAGACCAGCCAAUGAUCCACUAUAUGGGAGACCAGCCAAUGAUCCACCAUAUGGAAGACCUGCCAACGACACACCAUAUGGGAGACCUGCCAACGACACACCAUAUGGGAGACCUGCCAACGAUGCACCAUAUGGCAGACCAAACAAUAAACCCCAUGAUUCAGUAGAUUACUUCUCUAAAAGAAGAGAGUAUCCUAGUGGAAGUCCAUUUGCUAGCGACGCUCCACCAUCUGCUUCUUAUGAUAGAUAUGCAGCAUCUGCUCGCUUGCCUACUAGAGAAAUGCCCUUGCCUGUUAGUCCUGGUGCUGAUUACAUGUCGCAUCGUUCUUAUCAUGACCAUAUGCCUACUGAUAGCUAUUCUAGUAGAGGCAUUCAGCAAUUAGGCCUCUCAAGAACUGGGAAUAGUAAUAUGCAACAAUUAGGCGUCACCAGAGCUGGAAAUUCCAAUGCUUAUGAUUACACUGAGGCUGCCGGGCAGAUGCAUGGACGUGAGGAUUAUCAAAGAGCGGCAGAUGUUACAGGGUAUUCAAGUAGCUCUGUUGAGCUGAGGAUUCCAAAUAGUUCUCUGGAAUCUAUUGUUGGAGCUGGUGGUGUCAAUCUAGCAGAGAUCCGCCAGAUCUCUGGUGCAAGAAUGAAGUUACUUGAAGCCCGUCCCGGUUCUUCGGAAUCCAUCAUGGAGAUCCAAGGUAUGCCGGACCAAGUGAGAGUGGCACAGAGCCUUUUGCAAGGCUUCAUUGGUGCCAACAGCCAGAGCGUGCAGCCAUCCCAGUCUUCUCGCGACGUCCAUUAUCCAAGGUGGAACUAA
Triticum turgidum subsp. durum (durum wheat) is the source of this 2526-nucleotide messenger RNA. The record is from the annotation of a GenBank genome assembly. NCBI's taxonomy places the organism in Eukaryota, Viridiplantae, Streptophyta, Magnoliopsida, Poales, Poaceae.